Molecule: messenger RNA, 962 nt
Organism: Mangifera indica (mango)
Lineage: Eukaryota; Viridiplantae; Streptophyta; Magnoliopsida; Sapindales; Anacardiaceae
Product: protein YELLOW LEAF 1, choloroplastic-like
Exons: 5
Coding region: 303-764 (153 amino acids)
Biological process (GO): thylakoid membrane organization; chloroplast organization
Cellular component (GO): chloroplast
Source: RefSeq, a predicted model, not a curated record
UUCGACCUGUCAUCACAUCGCACCUUAUCAGCCGGUCGUCGUCUUCAUCGCCUUGUUGGCACAAUAAACUCCAAAACAGCUAGCUCCAGAAUAUAUUCCCAUUCCCGUGUGACCCGAGUGUCAUUACUCACAAAGGUACGGUCUUUAUCUCUUUCUGGUUUGUUUUGGGUUCGUUUUACCCUGUUUGUUUCCCGAGAAAAGGCCACAAAUUGACGGAAAUUCGAACUUUUUGGUUUCCACGUCUUUUGCAAUCCAAGAAACACAAAAAGUGAUCAUCUCCAUCACAUUCCAUCACAUUCAAGAUGCAUGUGUUGAAUUCAGCUUGUAUUGCCACAUCACCUUUGUUGAUUCCAGAUUCAGGGAAUUGGUGUAAAGAGCAAGUUAAUCUUUCUAAAUGUCGUCCGGCAAGGAUUUCUGCACAAUUUCAACCUGCCGUUGCUCCAGUUGGGUUUGGCUUGCAGUUACAACCUAUUAAUAAAAGAAGAAUACGGUCUGCUGUAGCAUAUGCUUCUGCUUCGGGGCAGACACAAACCGUAACCAAGCAGGCGCCAACGAUAACGAUCACCAACGCUCCUGCAUCACCGAAACUGGAUGAUGGUGGGACUGGAUUUCCACCCCGAGAUGAUGAUGGUGGUGGGGGUGGUGGAGGUGGUGGUGGAGGCAAUUGGUCAGGGGGAUUCUUUCUCUUUGGCUUUCUUGCUUUUUUAGGGUUUUUAAAGGAUAAAGAAAGCGAGGAGAAUUACCAGGACAAUCGCAGGAGAUAAGAAAAGGUUUAUAAAUUUUGAAACUUAAUUCAGGCUACAGAUUUAGUUUCUGAUGCUGUAUUCUUUCAUGACAUUAACAAUUACGUCUACUACAUGACAAAGUUAGUCCUUGGAAUUGACUUUUCUACUUAUCGUUCUUCAAUAAAAAUUGAGAGUUGGUGUUCAUGCCUAGAAAAUUUUUCUAGCAUGUAAUUUUAA